Molecule: messenger RNA, 3288 nt
Organism: Cylindrotheca closterium
Lineage: Eukaryota; Bacillariophyta; Bacillariophyceae; Bacillariales; Bacillariaceae
Source: the annotation of a GenBank genome assembly
AUGAUAAUGGAAGUGCUCACAAGUUACAAAGGAGAAGACGCCACUUCAAGAAGCAGUGACUCUUUCGUCCUUUCAUCAUCCGAGGAUGCUGAAUCGUCAAAGGAUACUAGUCUCCCAUCGAUUGUCCGAUCUUUGGCACAGAGUUCAAUUACAAAACAAACGGCGGUGACUACGUCGAUCUCGACGAGUACCCAUUCGUCUGGAAGCUCAAUUCGAAGUCCACACAGAAGACAACCCAAGGCGGAAACAUUAAGGUGUUUCAAUCCUAAAUCGAAUGCAGUUCCAACUCUGGACUUUGGUGCUGCAGGCCUGGUCGGCAGAGACAAUGAAAUAUCAACUUUGAAAUUGUGCUACGAUCGUCUGACAACCCAAGGCAAGAAGGAGCUGAUUCUGGUCGGAGGCCAAUCUGGGGUUGGAAAGUCAAGCGCAAUCAGAAGCAUGGAAAAUGAAAUCUCAGUUGAAGGAUUGUUUGUGGAAGGCAAGUUCGAUAUGAAUACUAGCAAUGAACCUUACUCUGGAGUGGCAGAUGCGUUUGGCAUCAUUUGCGGAAAGAUCAAGGAAGCAGGACCCGAGGCGAUCGCGGACUUUCGGCAGGAUCUGCGGAAAGAACUGGGGGACAAGCCUGGAAUGUUGGUUCAACUGAUUCCUGAACUCCAUGACAUCAUGUUUAUCGAGACAUCAGAAGACUCAACAGUUGGAUCGAUUGACAGAGUGGACGAAGCGGAAGGUGGAAUCGACCGUCUAAGAUUCUCAUUUCGAGUGCUGACACGAGUCUUCAGCACUUUAUUUUCUCCCCUCGUCUUGUUCUUGGACGACCUUCAGUGGGCGGACGUGUCAUCACUCCAAGUGUUGGAGUACUUGAUUUUGGACAAGGAGAACGAACAUCCUCUCAUGAUUAUUGGGGGCUACCGGUCGGAGGAAGUGGGUGAGAAUAGUAUGCUCCACAACAAAAUGGUAGGGCUCCGAGGCAAGACAGACAAGUUUCAUUUUCACUUGACGGAGCUGAUGAUCGAAUCUUUCGGCGUCAGAGACAUUGAAAAGGUUAUCGCAGCAGCCUUGCCAUCAUUAUCCGCUGAUCAUGAGAUUGGACUUGCUGCUUUGUGUCAUCAGCGAACACUUGGCAAUCCUUUCUUUACAAUCGAGUUUCUGAAGAUGCUUCACUCCGAUGGGAUGUUGGCAUUCGACCACAAAACAAACACUUGGUCAUGGAAUCUAUUAGAUAUCGAAAAAGAGACAAUGUCUACUGCAAACGUAGUCAUCAUGCUUGAGCAACAUCUGAGGAAGCUUCCAAAGCAAAUGCAAGUACUACUGCAGUGCGCUGCUUACCUCGGAUCGUCGUUCAGCGAACCGACAAUCGAUCUUGUCUGGAGUACGUAUGGACGCAGAUUGGUGGAAGAAAGAAUUGAACCGGUGUCAUCUCUCCUUCCGCUUCUCGUUUCUGACAGCAUCUUCGAGAAAGGUGAAAAGCAACAGUAUCGAUGGACACACGACAAGCUUCAAGAAGCUGCACUUUCUCUCUCUGAGGCGCGUCGAGAUACCUUCCAAAUGGACAUAGGGAAAACUCUAUACUAUGGACUAACAAAGGAGCAAGUUGAAGAAGACUUAUUCACGAUCGUUGACCUCAUCAACAAUGGCAACACUUCGAAGCGGUCGGAAUUUGCUGGUAUGAAUCUUAGAGCAGCAGAAAAAGCACGUGAUAUCUUGGCGUUUCAGGCUGCCAGCGAGUAUGCUUCCGAGGGUAUUUGUCUUUUGCAAGAAACGGACUGGCUUCAAAAUAAGCCCGUGACCCUUAGUCUGUAUACCAUUGGAGCAGAAGCAGAACUCAUCCUUGGGAACGUCGAUGCUGCCGAGCGAUAUAGAGAUGUAGUGCUCUCUCGAUCUGACCUUUCGACACUUGAGAUGCUUCCAUUACAGAUCGGCAAAGCCAAGGCAUUGGGUGAUAUAGAACUAAAGUCGCAGGAGGCACUGGAAUACUGUCUUGGACUAUUGAAGAAUCAUGGAUACCGACUGACAUGGGUUCGGCCGUUGGCUCUCCCACAAGCGCUGGCAAGUCUCAUUCGUACAGUGAAGAAGGCAAAGGCAAAGCCUCAGAGUUUCUAUGACGCAAUAAAGGCUUCUGACAACACAAAAAAUAAGUUCAUUGGGUACUUGCUUUCGAAAGCUGCCUAUAAUGCGUAUACCGCUGGGGACUCAGCGAUGUACCUCCUAAGCACUGUGAAAUUGAUUGACAUUACAAUGGAGUCUGGCGUGAACGAGUUCUCAGCUAGUGCCUUCACAUUCUUGGGCGUCAUGUCAGUCAUCGUCUUGCAGGAUUACGAGGCGAUGGAACGCUUUGUAAACAUUGCCCAAGGGAUGCUGAAGAAGUUUCGGGGAUUGCAUGCUGCAGAGUCGAUGUUUGUUGGACACCAACUGGGUCUUUUUUGGGUAAAGCCUCCCGAAAUCGGUCGCGCUGUGGCUGAAAAGGCUAUUUUAGCGGGCAGAAGAGAAGGUGACUUGGUGUUCACAUCGUGGUUGAUAAUGCAACAAGUUGUGUUUCUCCCGUACACAACAGGACGUCCACUCGAAUCAAUCCUGGAAGGCUGCCCCAAUGUCUUGGCAGAAUUCGAAGAGACCAAGGCUGGGGGAAAUAUCUUGAGCAUCAAGAACCACUAUCAGAUGCUUCUGAAUCUGAGUGAUCCUUCGUGUGAAAAUCCAAGUGUGCAUAGUGGCAAAAUAUACAUCGAUACAAAUGAAGAUCACAAAGAUAACCUCGUUCAUUUGUCCGAUAAAACUUUCGCAGAAGGAGAACUCUCGUUUUGGCUCGAAGACUACGAGAUUUGUGCGAAACGAGCGCUAAAGGUUGGCGAGACCUAUGCUAAGGCAGGCCCAGCCAUUUAUUUGAACCAGAUUGAAUCAUUUCAUCGAGCAGUUGCCUUAUACGCCGCCGCAAUCAAAACGAAGAACGGCAAGUACAAGCGCGCGGCUAACAAGAUCAGGAAGAGGAUGGCAAUGUUGGCACAAUAUGAAAAUACAACAAUCCAGUAUUAUUUUACUUUUUUAACGGCUGAACAUCUUGCAUCAAAUAAGAAGCUCAAAGAGGCAAGAACGAAGUACGAACAAGCCCUGGAAGCGGUUGGAAAGUUGGGACAUCUUCAUCAUCUCGGACUGUUCAAUGAGCGUUACUCGGAUUUCCUUCAGCGGGAACUGUUGUCAGCGAAAGAAUCAAGGGAUCGAUUGGAACAAGCAAUCGACUACUACAGGGAAUGGGGAGCUGUUCACAAGGUGAAGGCUUUGGAAUCUAGACUGUAA